AUGUCUCUUCAUUCGCAGAACGUCAAGCUCCUCUUGACCGAGGACUUGUCGCCGCACAAGAUAGCCACUUUGCUCUUGGUGCAACUUUACUGUGAACAAUAUGUCCAUUCGUCCUUGAUCAGACCAAUUUUACGUGCUAUCAUCAAGUUCAUAGAAAAUGAACCGAUUUAUGAUCUGAACGGUUCUUUAGUGGUUCUUCCUACAAUGGCAGAUUUCUGCUAUUGGUUGGAGCAGGAGGUCAUUGGCAAUGCUGAAGAAAAUGAAAUACAAGACGAAAAUCAAAUGCAAGAUGAAAAUCAAUGUAAAGAUGAGGAAAAAGAACUUCUCAACAAACUCUGGUCAAUCAACUCUGUAGAAAGCUUGGACCAGAGCAUCACAGCAUGCUUUGUUUACCCAUUGCUGCCUACUGCAGUCAGUGUGAAAGAUGUUUACGGCCAUAAGCGACUUUCUUCGCGUUCUUUACUAGGUAGAUUCAUUCAUAAGAUCACGACUUCGUUUAGAUUGCUCAAGUUCGAUGAGGUCUUUCUACUUUAUGAAGCGUUUGUAGAAUACAGAUCGUCGUCUAGGCUGAAGUAUUUGAACUUUGGAGGCUCUAGUUCAGAUUCUUUACAUUCUACUAAGAUUCAAUCCAACAUUCAAGAUCUGGAUUUAUACAACAAGUUGAACGCUCAAUUGAAAGAAAACAUCGGCUUUGAUAUACCGACAACUGCGCAAUCCAUCGUAGACUGCAAUAAGCGGUUGUUAUUGGUACCUAAACACGAUCUCCAAACGUUGUUGGAACGUCAGAUUCAUCUACUUGAAACGUAUGGAACGCCUACACCACAGAUCUUAAAGGAUAUCAUGUAUAUCAUGACGUCUCCCAACUCAAAUACGAGUCUGAUUCAGAAUAUCAACUUCAACCAUCUACCAUCUCAUUACUAUAUAAAGUAUCUUGAAGCUUUACACGGCUGUGACUAUCUUGGAGCAUUUGAAGCAUUGCACCAAUACUUUGAUUAUAUGGUCUCAAACAACUCAAAGUACUUCUACCAUUUUGCAUUAAUAUCACGAGCUUCAUUGCACCAGUUUUUUGGCGAAGAUGAAAAGGCUAUAGAUGCAAUAGAGGAGGCUAUCUCGGUGGCCCGAGAAAACAAGGAUAAUGCUACCCUAACAUACAUUCUAUCGUGGCUCUUCAACUUCAUGAAAAAUAAACCACAAUUAUGGAACCGACAGAGUUUCUACAAUAACAACAACGAAUCGCAAUUGCUUGACUUUUUGAUUAAGAAAUCUCAACUGGUAUCGCUUCUGUUGUAUUCUAUGAGCUAUAACUUCGAAACGUUACAAAUUAUGAAUAAUGGUGGCUCCAUGACUUCGUACUUGGAAAGUUUGUUGAAAGCUAGUUACAUUUCUAUUAAUGACGAAAUACCGUCCUUUGUUAGGUCAAUGGAACUCUCUGCUACAGUGUGGAGUCGAAUCGGUAAUCCAGUCUUGAGUGAUGCGUAUAUACAAAUUCUCUUAGACUCUGCUGAUAAAAAGAACGAUCGAAUCUCAAUAAUGAUAAGAUCCAGUUUUCUUAAAUUCAUUCAGGGUGAUACCAAUGCUGCGUACAAAGAUUUGACUAAGUUGAAACGUGAAGUCGGUAAAGAGGACUACUCGUUAUUUAAUGCUAUCCAGAGCAGAAGUUUGAUAAUGAUGAUCAAAUUGAAUUUUCUCAAAGGGAGAUUCAAGAUUUGCAAAGAGAUCAUACAAGUAUUGAUUAACAACGAAGUGAAGGAAAUUGAUUUGAAAAACGAGUUGAAUUUAAUCCAAGUUGAAGUAGAGAUUCAUCUUCAGAACUAUUCGCGUGCAUUGAUGUUGAUUGCUGAUCAGUUGAACAGUUUACCAAGCAGUGACACCUACUUGAGCAUCAAGUUAAACUUGCUCAAAUGCAAAAUCUACAACUUGAGUGGAAACAAUUCGAAGUGUCUUGUCCUAAUAAUUCAACAGAUAGAGCAUGGUAAAAAAGUUGGAUUCAGAACUGUAGUUGUAGAAGGCUUGGUAUUGUUGGUUUCUACCUUGAAUAAACUUGGUUAUUACCAAGAUGGAUACGAUAUUCUCCAGGAAAUAAUGCCUGUAGUGUUAGCUGUUGGUCAUGGCGAAAUUGUUUCGCAGGCAUAUCUUGACUUAGCCCAGAUUUGCUUCCAAAUGUUCAAAGUCGGUAAGGAGAGAGCUGUUUUCAACAAGGCUCUCAAGUUCUUGAAUCUCUGUAUCAAUGGACUUAAUCAGAGUGUCAGUAUUGUGAUGUUGAAAGAUGCCUACAUGUUUGAAAAAGAGAUGGCACAUUAUAUUAAUGAGGCUAGCCUUAUUGAGCAUGCUGACAAGGGGCUUGAACAAUUGCAUGAGCGAGUACAAGUAGAAAGCUCACAUGGCUUUAUAUUGCCAUGA
Molecule: messenger RNA, 2400 nt
Organism: Scheffersomyces stipitis CBS 6054
Lineage: Eukaryota; Fungi; Ascomycota; Pichiomycetes; Serinales; Debaryomycetaceae
Gene: APC5
Product: anaphase promoting complex subunit 5
Exons: 3
Coding region: 1-2400 (799 amino acids)
Biological process (GO): positive regulation of mitotic metaphase/anaphase transition; protein K11-linked ubiquitination; anaphase-promoting complex-dependent catabolic process
Cellular component (GO): anaphase-promoting complex
Source: RefSeq, a predicted model, not a curated record